GAUCGUCAGUCCAACUCACCCAGUUCGAAUCUGACUUGCAAUUUCUCAAAUUCAACCAAUCCCAAUAUCAAUCCUCUCUAUUUUCCAUCACUGGUUUUACUCUCCAUCUCCAAGUGAGAACAAAGGAUGGGGAUAAUGUUUACAAAGUUGUUCUCCUCACUAUUUGGUAACAAAGAAGCUCGAAUCCUCGUCCUCGGUCUCGACAAUGCCGGAAAAACAACAAUCCUGUAUCGACUUCAGAUGGGAGAAGUUGUCUCCACCAUUCCAACAAUUGGAUUUAAUGUGGAGACAGUGCAACAUAACAACAUAAAGUUUCAAGUUUGGGAUCUGGGUGGGCAGACGAGUAUUAGGCCGUAUUGGAGAUGCUACUUUCCAAAUACUCAGGCCAUAGUAUAUGUUGUUGAUUCAAGUGACACUGACAGGCUGGUAAUUGCGAAAGAUGAAUUUCAUGCUAUCCUGGAGGAAGAAGAGUUGAAAGGUGCAGUUGUUCUCGUUUUCGCAAACAAGCAGGAUCUUCCUGGUGCAGUUGAUGAUGCUGCAGUGACUGAGGCCUUAGAGUUGCACAAGAUAAAAAACCGUCAAUGGGCUAUUUUUAAAGCUUCAGCAAUAAAAGGAGAAGGCCUGUUUGAGGGCUUGGACUGGUUGAGUAAUACACUCAAAUCAGGGGGUUAGUUGCUGCUUACAAUUCCAGAGCUAACAACAGGGGGUGUGUCCCUCUAUUUACUUGGUGUGAUCUGUGAUAGUGAUUUUUGUACUUGAGCUGCAGCUACUUCUUUUUGGAUUAUCCUCACUAACUCCUGAAUGAAAAACUAAUAUAGGUGUUAAAAUAUCGGAAGCGGGGACUGUGCUGUGCAGCGUGUGCUAUGCACUAUCUGGAUUCUGGACCAUCCGUCUCGGUAAUCAAUGGUCGGAUUAAAAUGAAACUUUUCCGGGCUAACUCAUCCCCGAAAAGUUUUUUAAAAUUUGGACCAUCCAUAACACUUUUGAACAGUUGAGAUCGCACAGCAUUGUGCUAUGCACCUAGUGCACAGCACGCCCCCCGUUCGUAAAAUGUCAUGGACUCAUGGGACUUAUUAUUUAGCAGGUUAUGGUGUUUUCCAAGUUAUCUUUAAAUACUGACAACUGCCAUUUAUUUCGUCAUAUUUAUUGCAAAAGCCUUUCUUUUUCUUUUU
Molecule: messenger RNA, 1172 nt
Organism: Rhododendron vialii
Lineage: Eukaryota; Viridiplantae; Streptophyta; Magnoliopsida; Ericales; Ericaceae
Product: ADP-ribosylation factor 1-like
Exons: 9
Coding region: 127-672 (181 amino acids)
Biological process (GO): vesicle-mediated transport; intracellular protein transport
Cellular component (GO): Golgi apparatus; cytoplasm
Molecular function (GO): GTPase activity; GTP binding
Source: RefSeq, a predicted model, not a curated record